Messenger RNA from Porites lobata, 5823 nucleotides. NCBI's taxonomy places the organism in Eukaryota, Metazoa, Cnidaria, Anthozoa, Scleractinia, Poritidae. The record is from the annotation of a GenBank genome assembly.
AUGCAUCCAAAGCCCUUUACUUCAAAGUAUGUUGCUCAUGGAAUGAAGUAUGAACUUGUUGCUCUCAGAGAGUAUGAAAAAUUCAUGUUCAACGGGAAAACACCUGUCCCUGUACUUAAAAGUGGAUUUGUUGUAUCCGAAGCAUUUCCUGUUCUUGGUGCAUUACCUGAUGCCAAAGUUAUUGACUUUGGAUGCUCUAUUUGUUUCGGUUUAGCUGACGUGAAAUGUCCUCAUACCAAGUUCCACGUGACCCCCCUUGAGGCAUGCUCGGACCCAAAUUUCUUCAUGGAGAAGAUAAGUGACACACAAUGUAGACGUAAAAGGGACCAUGUCUACUAUGGCCAGGUCCAGGGACAAAUGGGUGUGACAGGUGCGAAAUGGUGCGAUUUUAUAAUGUACACUAGCAAAGGGAUUUAGAUUGAACGAAUCGCACUUGAUCCUGUCUACUGGGGUAACCUUAAGAAUGAACUCCUGCAGUAUUAUUUUGAACAUUUCUUAAAAUUUUCAUCAGCAGAUUUUCAUAACUCUGCUUAAAGUACUUUAAGUUAAGUUUUUAUUACUUUACAUAUACUCUUUUUUCUAAGUUCAUGGGCUAAUUUUAAUAUUAUUUAAUACUUUGAGCCCUAAUAUUAAAUAACUAGUGUUAAAUUUGUCCUUAAAAUUUUGUUGCUUUAUUGAAGAAAUCAAUUAUUACCAAAAAUAAAAGAAGGAAGUAGUGAAGAAUUUCAAAUUUGAUAUUGGGUCUUUAAGGGUUAACUAAUCUGUGCCCUAGUUGAUGCAAUAGGAGAACCAAUUUACCAAGGUUCCAUUGUGGCUUAAUGUUCAAGUGGUUGUAGACAUUAUUGCUAAAUGCUAAUAACUCAUAGUCUUAAAGGAAUGCUGGUAGUCUCAUUAUUGUAAAACACCAUGCAUUAUUCUACCUGUUUUUGCUGUGGGAACAUUAUAAUCUGAAGACCAGAAGCACUGUUAUUUGUUCUUUGAUUUCCUUUAUUGGUGUGUUCUUUCCAACAAGUUUAUUAAAUAUGGAAAGUAAAUGUGAAUUUUCUAAGGUGAACAUUAAUGGUGACCAUUGUCCAAAAUUACAGAGUAGCAUGACAGAAAUACCAAAAUGUAAAUUUGUCAAUACACAAAAUAGUUUAAAUAGAAAUGAUAUUGGAUUCGUUGUUGUAUAAAAUUGCACAAACUGCCCACAUUUGAUUUACAACACCAAACUGGUGGAAAGGUACAACCCCGUCCCAAAUGUGAAAAUUUUUUUUUUGUUAAUUGCUCGCUCAUCAUGUAUACGUAGACUGGCAAAUUCUUGAGUGCAAACUACAUCAUUUGCUGGCAUUUGUGCAGAGCUACCAAGGAAGGGCGGGAUGUUUAGAGAUACUCUCAAAGGGAGCAAAUCCUGUAUGGUAAAUCCCUUGUCAGCCAUGAUAGAAUCUUUUUCCUGGAAUUGCAAAUCUAACAAUCCACUUCUUACUACUAUUUCCUUUAUCAGAAAUGCUCCCAGUAUGCAAUUGGCUGAUAAAAGUAAUUGCUCCACCAGGAGAAAUGCCAAUCAACCCUUUCAGGGUUGUGUGGUGUUUGUAGUUGCUAAAUAAUUCCCCAUUCAAGUGGAGACUACUGAGCAUUUGGCAUCUGACCUCAGAACAAUCUAUGAUAACUCUGGUGGAGCUAUAUUUUUGUUUAAAGUCUUCUGGCAUGGUCUCAUUAACCUUCCCACGUGUGGGCCAAAUGUUUAUUUGACCAAGUUUCAAAUACAUAAAAUUGAUCCACGUUAUAAAAAUCCGACUGAUUGUUGAUAGUGAAACUUGAAAAAGAUGCGCCAAAUGUUCCUCAGCAAACCCUUGCCUCAGUCUGUACAUGACUGCAAAACACUCGUCAACUGGUCGCAAGGAUCUUGAUGUUCCUCUUUUUCUGAUUAGUUCGUCAUUUUCACCCUCAUACACUCCUGCUGAUACAUUCAAAUUUAACUUUGAGACCCAGUAAGAUAUAUUUUGCCCCUCAUUUCCUGGAUUUAAGUAUUUGAAAACAGCAUCAAAUGUAUCCCAGUUUGGAAAACCAGUAUAAAACUUGAUAGAGGAGUCAUCACCUCUAAACCUAUCGACUGUAAACAUCUGCUUUUGAAGAGACUGAAUGUGCUGAUUUGCCUUCUCAAGUUUAGAUUUUAGGUCAAUUAAUUGCUGAUUCAUUUCUGUUUCGCUGCUAUCCGUGAACUCAAUUUCAUUUGUUUGCGUCCUCACAUCCUGUUUGGUGAUAGCAUCAAUAUCACUCGUUUCACUUUCUUCGUUGCAUGUAGCAUUUUCUGUUUCUAUCAUUUCUUCUACCGUUUCAAUUUCGGAAGGACCUGAACAAUCGAUGAAAACCGAUGAUCUGAAAAUCAAUCGAUCAAUCGAUGACAAUCGAUUAAUUACUGUUGAUUAGCAUCGAUUGGCAUCCGCCAAUCGACGAUCAAUCGAUAAUCAGACUUAGGUGGUCGCGAACUUCAUCGAUUGGCACUAAAUUCAUGUCUCUGUAUCUUCAGGUAUUGCGGGAGUGUACGCAGAUCGUAUAUCAUUUUUAAACCUCAGCAGCAAAGUUUGAGAAUUGCUCAUUGAUGUGGCUCCAUGAAAAACAGCACAAAUGAUUAAGACAAUUAACAUACCUUGUUGUUACAGCGCUGUUGUUAGUACAAACUUGAUCGAUUUAGCUUCGAGUUCAUUGCAAAGAUUCCGCUGACCUGGGAUGCAGUCGUCAUUCAAACACGAUUAAGCUUAUUGUUAUUUCUUUUUCUUCUUCUUUCAGGUCCACCUCGAUCUUCCGUGUGGAAUUCCCAAGAGUGAUUUACUGAGUAGCAAAAAGUUAUUCCAGGUGGGCAACAAAGGUGACAAGCACAGCAAACAGUGACAAAGCCUCGCAGAAGUGAUUCUUGUUCCCAGGAAUCAUAGCGAGAGACAUUCGCCUUUAUUUAAAAUAUUAUUUUUGUGCCAAUUAUUCUCCACUUUAUUCUCCCAUCAGGCCCUCCCACACAGUCAAAAAGUGCAUAUUAUUGCUACUUAAAUACACCACUUCCGGUACUGUAUUAAAAUGGGUUAUGAUUUUUUCAUAUGAACAGAGCAAUGACACGAAAUAAAAUUUUAAAACCAUUCGUUAUGUUUAUUUUGUUUAUUCACUGCAGUGUUCACUGUGACUCAGGCUGACUGUACUGUCCGGGUACAUACUUUCCCUCUUUUGCCAGCCUGCGAUGGUUCUGAAACCAAAUUGUAACCUGUGGAGAAAAUAAAAAUGUAAAUAACCGCAGUAGUAGUAGUAGUAGUAAUAGUAGUAGUAGCACUAGUCAAGAACUGUCUUCUUUUUACACUUUUCUGCAAAAUGUCACACCUCUUUUUUAUAAAGAUGACUGCGAGCUACACGGGGAGCAUAACAAACAAUUGGCAUUGUCAGAGAGCUGCUGCUAGCGUGUGCAGUGCAGGCCCUGUGCAAACUCAGUCAAGUAAAUGGAAAGCUAGGCGAGUUCAUCCGUUUUCAAUGAUCAGGGGGUGAAUGAUGUUGAUCACUGUGUUACUUCACCUUCUGGUCCCUUUAUCGUUUAGCUUUUCUCCCACAUCUGCGCACCUCACACGAGUAUCACUGCCAUUCAAGAACAACUAAAUUCCUUGGGAUACUACUUUGCGAUUUCAUCGCGAAAUAAUUUUGAAAGUAGCUUUAAGUGUGAGGCUUGUCAAGUGACGUUAAAAUGCCAGAAUUAUUUUCAACCCGUUUGGUUACUGAAACGUCACACUGGGGAAAAGACCCACCAAAUAAAACCAGGAUGGAUAUUAGAUGAGGAAAACAACGUAAAAAUGUCGAGACCAAAAGGUGAGAACUGUAUAAUUUUUAUUACCUGGCUCUUUGUCAAGUCCGUCGACUCUGCGAGCUGUUCUGUCAUGCUGGCAGACGGUAGGCUGUUCGAGGCCUUAAAAACAGCAUGCAUGCUUGAAGUUUUCACUUUCUGGAAAACCUCCCGUUUUUGAGAAGCUUGAGGGUGGCUGGUGCUGGCAUCAUCAUUUGGUUUCUUUUGCCCUGUGAAAGUAGAACAUGAAAAAAAAGAAGGUUCCUCACCGAAACCUGACGAAACUGCGACCACGUUGCCGCUUUUAUCCAGUGUUUUGUCGCAUGGUCUUCCCGAAAAGACAAAAAAAGUGACAAUAAUCUACUUUGAAUUCAAUGAAAACUCAUUUUUAAAAUUAUAUUACCUUUUAUGAUUUUUUUUUAUCCAAUAGCUUUUGCUGCUCUUCAGGGCUUGUCAGAAAUUUUUUCAUUUUUUGCCACGCCUUGUGUCCAGCGCCUGAAGGAAGCGCCUCCAGUGGCCCAUUGAGAAGUGAAGACAGUACCUUGAGACCAGUUGAUGACUUCUUUUGCAAAAACGGCAAACGAAACUGCGUUAUCCCUCAGCCAUUUUCUUAGAUCAUGUGCGAUCGACACUGUGCUGACAACUUCUUCUUCUCCUCCCUCAUUUUUACCAGUCUCGCCUAUGUCUGAAACAGUAAACAGUGUAUAACAAUGAGUCAAUUGAUCAAAUUUGGGCAGCAUUUAAUCUGUUGUAAUGUCUCAGAUUUCUACACAGUUUAAUUCAGACUUAAAUCUCAUGUUAGUAAUUUUUGACAAAGAGUAUAACCGAAUAACUUAGCUGGACAUACCCUCACAAGUUUUCCCACAGCUUUGUUGGAGAAACGUUUUCAGAUUUUCUUCUUCGCUGCACGGUAUUUCAACUGUAAUCUGGAAAAUGAAGAUGUUAUUCUUCAAAAUCUCGACGCCUGUAUCUUGAAUUUCAGCUGUGAAUUUGCUUAAUUCACAAUAAAGUUGGAAAAAGACUUCUCACCUUCAGAUGAUGAGACAUUUUUAGACCAAAAUAAGGAAAUCAGCAAAUAAAAGUAGAGGAAUUGACCUAAACAAGCGUGUAGGCGAAUAAACUGAGCAGGACACUAAUCGGUCGAAGUAUUGUGACACUGGACGCACAGCUGGAUGUGAGUGGCGGGAAAAGUAACAGGAAGCACUAUAUUUGACCAUUAAGCAUACCUGACCUUUGUAAAUAACACGCGGCCUGGGCUAACCAGGAUUCAGCUGCAACGUCUUACAAAGUUAGUUCCUGUAACAAAGUCGUUUCUGUUUUUUUUCAGGAUGUUGCCAAAUGACUGAAUUUUUCUCUAAGACGAGAAAGAGUGCCUCCCCAUCAACACCGGCAUCAGCUACAUGUAGAGCAUCAACACCUCAAUCAUGUCCAGUUAGUCAAGGAAACUUGUCUGUGAUCGACGAGCACCAUUUUAAGACGGUAAGUAAAUUAUUGUUACUGAUCUAAAGAUGGAAACUGAUAACCCCCGAACCCCCACCAUCCCCCCCACACACCCACACACCCACACACCCACACAGACAUUUUGUGAACCUGCACCCUGGUGAUAUCAACUUGAAAGACAUGUUUCACCAUUUUUGGCUGAUUACAUCAGAUCCUGCGUGCAUCGUAAGUGGUCCUUACUGUUCCAGUUUUCCUUUUAGAUCACUUCUAAUCUUAAGAGUCAAGCGGAAAAAGAGUUUGGGGCAAGACUUGGAAAGUCUUUAACAAAAGCAUGUAGCUCCACCGUAUCGAAACAACCCGCACCUCGUAUUACUAAAACUACACACGACAUUCCCAUGGAGAAAAUUGUCAGGGAAAACAUUCGCAGGUGUGAGCGAGAGGAGAUGGCUAUGAUAAAGGCUGCACAAAAUAGAGUUUUUUCAUGUGUGGCUUCAUCGGCCACAUCUGGAGAAAGCAUUGCUACUCAAAUUCUAGCUUCGAUAAGAAGUGAUGUUGAAAAUGUCGAAGAGAAAUCAUUCUGGAAAUAG